AUGUCGCUCAGUGUCGGACACGUGACCGCUUUGGUGGAGGCACGGCCCGAGUUAGUGUACGCGGACACGAUCCGCAUCCUCAUUGCAACGGACAACCAUGUCGGCUACGAAGAACGCGACGCUAUUCGGAAAGAUGACUCCUGGCGCACCUUUGACGAGAUCCUGAACCUCGCACGUACGCACGAUGUCGACAUGGUCCUCCUCGGCGGCGACCUCUUCCACGACAACAAGCCAUCGCGCAAGUCGCUGUACCAGGUCAUGCGGACCCUGCGCAAGAAUUGCCUGGGCGAGAAACCUUGCCCCCUCGAGUUCCUGAGCGAUGCGGCCGAGGUUUUCGAGGGAGCAUUUCCCCAAGUCAACUACGAGGAUCCCGAUAUCAACGUAUCCAUACCCGUCUUCUCCAUCCACGGCAACCACGACGACCCGUCUGGCGAGGGCAAUUUUUGCUCGCUGGACCUCCUCCAGGCCAGCGGUCUGCUGAACUACUUUGGACGCGUGGCUGAGGCAGACAACAUUCACGUCAAGCCUGUGCUCCUGCAAAAAGGCGAAACCAAGCUGGCUCUCUUUGGGCUGAGCAAUGUCCGGGACGAGCGUAUGUUUCGUACUUUUCGGGACCACAAGGUCAAGUGGUACCGUCCCAACCUACAGAUGGGCGAUUGGUUCAACCUGCUGGCCGUUCACCAAAACCACCACGCCCACACGGCGACUUCAUACCUGCCGGAGAGCGUGCUGCCAGACUGGAUGGACCUAGUGGUCUGGGGCCAUGAGCACGAAUGUCUGAUCGACCCGUCGCAGAACCCGGAGACGGGGUUUCACGUCAUGCAGCCUGGAUCGUCGGUCGCCACGUCUCUAGUACCGGGUGAAGCUGUGCAAAAGCACGUCGCCAUCCUCAGCGUGACCGGCAGGGAUUUUAAAACGGAGAAGAUCCCUCUGAAAAGCGUCCGUCCCUUUGUCACGCGGGAGCUCAUCCUUUCAGCAGAUAAGCGGUUCAAGGGGCUGGAGAAGAAAAAGGAGAACCGACAAGAGGUCACAAAACGGUUGAUGGAGGUGGUGGAGGAGAUGAUUGAAGAGGCCAACGCCGAGUGGGAGGCGAUACAGAGCGACGAGGAGGCCCUGGAAGAGCGGCCACUCCCCCUCAUUCGGCUCAAGGUUGAGUACACGGCCGCAGAGGGAGGCCAGUACGAAGUCGAGAACCCGCAGCGCUUCUCGAACCGGUUCUCGGGCAAAGUUGCCAACAUGAACGACGUAGUCUACUUUUACCGCAAGAAGACGAUGCAGCGCAAGAAAGAUGCUGUGAACCCCGCCGACGCCAUGGAAACGGUCAGAGACGACGGCGACAUGGUCAAAGUCGAGUCGAUUGUGUCCGAGUUCCUCUCGGCACAGUCACUCAAGGUGCUCCCCCAGGGCCCGUUCUCGGACGCGGUGAACCAAUUCGUCUCAAAGGAUGACAAGCACGCGAUGGAGCUCUUCGUGUCAGAGCACCUCACAGGACAGGUACAGCAGUUGCUGGGUCUCGAGAGCGACGAAGAAGAUCUGAACAGCGCCAUGGAGAUCUACAAGGCGCGCAUCGAGCAGCAGGACGGUCGAUCUUUUAUGCCCGAGCGCAAGCGCACGUUGCGGCCAAAGCCAGCGCACUGGGACAGCGACUUUGACGGGAGCUGGGAGGAUGCCCCCGAUGCAUGGACAUUUGAGGAUAGCAUGGCGCCGACAACACAGCCUAGCAGGCAGUCCAAGGGACUUGCAUCCCAGCGCCAGGCAGAGGGGGAUGAGGAGGAGACGGUGCGGGCAACCAAGCGCGGGGCGAAAGCCGGCCCAAAGACCGCUGCGAAGGCGCCCGCCAAGAAAGCGCCCGCUCGCAGCGGGCGCCGAAAAGCUGCGGGAACAAGCGAGGACGAAGAGGAGGACGUGAUAAUGGCGUCCGAGGAUGAGGCAGAGCAGUCAGCGCCACCGCCGAAGCGACGCGAACCCGCAGCAGCCAAGAAAGCCGCCGCCAAGAAGACACAGUCCAAGCUCGAUUUCUCUCAGUCGCAACCAGCCACACAGAGGAGGACAGCUAGACGUGCUGCCGCCGCGUCGCAGAAGAAAGCAACGACUGUGGAGAUUAGCGACGAUGAGAUCUCAGAUGAGGAGGACGCGUUCGAGCCGGCGCCUGUGUCGACGAGGACACGGAGGAGGUGA
Messenger RNA from Emericellopsis cladophorae, 2178 nucleotides. RefSeq lists its product as uncharacterized. Lineage: Eukaryota; Fungi; Ascomycota; Sordariomycetes; Hypocreales; Bionectriaceae. Gene Ontology annotation, biological process: double-strand break repair via homologous recombination; mitochondrial double-strand break repair via homologous recombination; mitotic intra-S DNA damage checkpoint signaling. Gene Ontology annotation, molecular function: 3'-5'-DNA exonuclease activity; manganese ion binding; DNA endonuclease activity. Gene Ontology annotation, cellular component: Mre11 complex; nucleus. The transcript has 2 exons. The record is from RefSeq and is a predicted model, not a curated record. The coding region runs from base 1 to 2178 and encodes 725 amino acids.